Messenger RNA from Phytophthora sojae, 453 nucleotides. RefSeq lists its product as hypothetical. The transcript has a single exon. The record is from RefSeq and is a predicted model, not a curated record. The coding region runs from base 1 to 453 and encodes 150 amino acids. NCBI's taxonomy places the organism in Eukaryota, Oomycota, Peronosporomycetes, Peronosporales, Peronosporaceae.
AUGGACCAAGGAGUCUGUACAGCCCGCAAAACCGUGGACACACCGGACGAGGACGCAAUUGUGUUUGCAAUGGUCGAUCCAAACAGCACCGACUCUAUUCGCAAGGCGGUGAUCAAUGACCUGUUCGGCCAAGCUGUGAGCACAAUAUGGGAGGCAUCCGUGCGCAAUGUGCAGCUUCCUCGCCACCAAAUCAAAGAACUGACCGAGAAAAAGAUGAAGUCCCUAUCGGCGAAGUAUUUCUCGAUCUCUCCGCAGCACUUACACUACUAUCCAUCGGUGCUGGAUGCCGUAGCGAAUGCCCCUGUCCAGAGCGCUGACCACACCGACGAGACCACGACGACUCCAAGCAACCCGAAGAGCAAACGCAAGCCGGGCCGACCGCGAAAGCAGAAGAACAAACUGAAACCCAACCAGCCAUCUAUCCUGCAGUUUUUCAGCCCGGCGAAGCAAUAG